Biomphalaria glabrata is the source of this 4685-nucleotide messenger RNA. RefSeq lists its product as uncharacterized. The record is from RefSeq and is a predicted model, not a curated record. The coding region runs from base 321 to 2963 and encodes 880 amino acids. The transcript has 16 exons. NCBI's taxonomy places the organism in Eukaryota, Metazoa, Mollusca, Gastropoda, Planorbidae.
UCUAGCUGUAGAUCUAGCUAGAUCUAUUCUGAACAAGGGGCAUAGCAUGGAGAACAGAGAUAAACUUUCACAUGCUACAGAGAAUCAGAUGGAAAUAUAUUUUAGAACUCUAGAUAGAUCUACAUAAGACUAAAUUGUUGGGAAAUUACGCAAUAUUUGCAGCUGUUCAAACACAAUGAUUAUAGAUCUAGACAUAUUACAGCCAUUGUUGCUGAUCAAGAGAUAAUUAUUGGCAAAAGGUAUAACAAUGAAAAAAAGACGCUUGUCUUCAUAAAGAGAAGUUAUUUUUUUAUAGGUCAUCUAAGCAACAUCUUCAAAACAUGGCUGAAAAUUUAAAAUUCUAUGCAGAUGGCAAAGAGCUUAAUUAUUGGGAUAGGAUUCAUCAAGAAGGAGAAAAGUUUUACAAAAAAAUCGGUCAAGUCACUUGGAGAGUUCCACCUGUAAAAUUCAAUUGCAUGGUAACCAAACCUGUUAACUCGGGCUGUAAUUGCAAAAUUGUGGUGACGCCUCAAGAAACUGAUCAAGAGACAAAUUGUGCGGAAAAUAUCGUUUGUGGUACUUUUGAAAACUUGAGUAAUAACCUGGUUGAAGCAAAAGAAACCUCUGCUAUGUUUAUUGUUUCCAACUUUGAAUAUGACAAUUACCUGAACAAGAUUUACUCGCUACAGUUAGGAGAGCUGAAUGGCCAAUUAUUGAAUCUUCCUAAAGAUGUAGCAUCUAGAGGAGAAUUGGAUAUUUUAAUUUUGCACCAAGAGGCUGGGAUAUUACUUGUGCAAACUAAAGCUGUAGGCUACAACAUUCCAAAGAAUGCAGAAGCUGAUUGUGAGAAGUAUAUUUCAAAUAUUGAGAGAGCUGUGAUGAAGGCUGUGGAACAGUUAGAGAGAGAUGUUAAAGUAAUGCUUCAUGUCAUGGGGGACCUUAAAAUUCAAAAGCAACAAAUCACCAAGGUGGUUGCACUGCCAAAUCUGAGUAGAUCCUUUUUGGAUUUGGCUGUACAAAAAUGGACUGAAAAAUGCACAAGUCUGGGGGAAAAAAUCAGCAAUUCCGAUCUUCAAUUAAAGAUACAUUUUCUGUGUCAAGAGCAUUUCAAAUGUCCAAAGGCUUUGAAAGAUUGGUGGUGUGAAAAUUUUUCUAAAAAAACAGGCAUCACUUUGAAUGUUAUGAAGCAAAUAGCUUACAGAACUGUUGGUCUAUUGUCCACUGUAAGUGUCUGGACAUCCAGCCAACCAAGAAUGGAGGUCAGAAACCUUAAUGAUGCUGCAUGGGAAACAGGAAAUAGGUUUACUCAAGUUCUGCUCUCAGGUCAACAAGCUGAGUUGUUAAAACGUCAAGAAAAGUAUUUCUAUGUCUGGGGACCCGCAGGCUCUGGAAAGACCCUGCUCUUGUCUUUAAAGGGUCACCAGUGGUUGCGAAAGCAUCCAGUUGCCAUUCUGAACACUAGGCUUGGGUCAAAAGGUCGAACUGUCGGCCACGUGAUGGAGAGCACUAUUAACAAAACUAUUGAAAAUACGGACAAUAAAAAAUGUAAGAUGAACAAAGCCAUGAGGAUAGACAUUGACCUUGCUGAGAAUGAGCAGGACAUAGAGAGAGAGGUUGCAAAUAUCAAAAAGCAAGACCCAACAAUUAGACCUAUGUUUCUGAUUGAUGAAGUCACAUGGCUCCCUGAAACAGCUAAGCUGAUCACAAUUUUAAUGAAACAGUUCCCUCACAGCCACAUUUGGUGUGCUGGCAUGUUGCCAGAAUGUCGACCAGAGGGUUUUGAAAGUCAGGAACUUUUAUCAAUACUGAGGUGUCCACCAUCAGUCCAAAGGGUUCUGAGAAUAGUAGAUAACAGGACGGAGCGUAGAUUGCUGUAUCACCUUGAUAGUUCUAAGGCUGGGUUACCUACAGAUGGGCCGCCUCCUUACUUUAUCAUUCACUCCAAGCAUGGCAGCCCUGAUGUCCAGCCCUAUGACUGUGUGCGCUGUGCUGAGCUGUUGUCAGAUUUUUUAUUGAACACUUUGAACCUGAAGAUGUCAUUGCCUUCUCAUGACGGGGCCCAAAGUGAUGCUGCCAGUCAAAGCAAAGUUGAAGGCUGCCGUCUGCACUUCAAUGAUGCUGUUCUAGCAGUGUCAAUGCCCAGGUCCUGGCACCACUACACAAACAGAGGAUACUGGGCCAUAUCUCGAGAAGCACUUCAUUCUAACAUGAUGUUUUUAGGAUCUGGUCCUUUUUGUCAAACACUUUUAGACAGGCAGAUACCACUGAAAGUUGAAGGAGCCAUGACCUUUACACCAGAGAAAAAUGUGGCAGGUCAAACAUUUGCAAUGUGUCCAAUAGGAUCUGUACAUGGGCUGGAGUACAAGGUGGUUGUUGGUAUCCCAAGUGCUAGGAAGUUAACAAAAUAUACAGAAAUCAAUGAAGGGAUUAUAAAAGGUGACCACGGGCCCAGAGUUCCCAUGAAAAGGUUGCCAUUUGCCAAAGAGAUUAAGAGAAAAAGGGACGAGUUACUCAGACAGGGGCCAGAAUUCUGUACCUGCUUUUUAAAGGAUGGGGCUGUUAAGAAAAGGUCAAGGACACUCAGCACUGCAGACGUUCAACCCAAUGAGCCUAAAAGUGACAAAAUUAGAAUUUCCACCCAUGUUCAUGGUAACUAUAGAAAAGGUCACUCAUUACCAGAUGACCUUCUGUAUGAAAAUUGUGACCACUUGAAUGGAACAAUGGACUCCCCUGUAGCUGAUAAGCAGCUUCAUUUAUCAGAUUCAGAGAAACAUGACCCUGAAGUGGACAGCGAUGAUCAUACCGAAUGCUUGGACAGAUUAAAAAAUGAAGUCUGUGGAUACUGCAAUACUGAGAAUUGUGUGUGCAAAUACUGCCAACCAGAAGAGUUAGUGGCCCUUCAUAAGUUGGAUCAGUGGGACAAGGCCUACAUACUUAUGUGUGCUUCUCGCUGUACAUCACAGUUAAUUUUAGUCUUGCCUUGAGUCAUUUAGGAAGCUGUGAGAUCCCUAAUGACAGACGUAUAUUCUGGAACAUUUUGUAUAACUUAAUUACAAGCUUUUAAACAAAUAUCUCAAUACAGCAACCAACAAAAAAAAAUUUUUAUGUACAAAUUCAAAUUCUGUCUUUUAUAUGAGUGUCAUUCCAAUCCACUGAGAUAUUAAUAGACUUACAUAUCAAUUCUGCUAACUUAACAUCUAUAUGUGAGUCACAUUUUCAACUUGAUCUAAAGCCUCUCAAUUCAGUGGAUAGGAAAAUUUGAACCAUACUUUUCUUUUAAUAUUCUACAAACAUAUUAGAAAUGUUUCUUCUUUGAAGGAAUGUCUGUAUUUUAUAAGCUUUUGUAAUUUUAAAAAUGAAAAUUGUUUAAAGUAAUUCAACCCACCCAAUAGUGUUUAAAGGAAACUACUUAAUAACAGUUUUACAAGAAUAUAUUCUUUUAGCGUCAAAAAUGAGUUGUAAAUCUGUAAUAUAAAUAAAUAGAUAAAUACACCAUUUGUGUAUGUUGACUUAAGCCCACCAGCAAUUAAUUGCAUGAGAAAUUCAGAAUGUGUUUUAAAAGAUUCAGUUGGGAUCGGUCUAAAUCACCUGCCAACUAAAAGUUGUAUGUACUUUCUUUGAUUAGGCUUAAUCAGCUGCAUACUAAAAUCAUUAUGUGCUUGCUUACCCCUGUGAGUAGGUUACGUCACCUGCAAACUAAAAUAUUUGUAUAAUUUCUUGCCCCUGUGACUAGGCUAAAUCAGACGCUUACUAAAAUAUUUAUGUCCUUGCUUGCCCCUGUGAAUAGGCUUGAUCAGCUGCUAACUAAAAACUGUAGUCACUUGCCCCUGUGAGUAGGCUAAAUCACAUACCUGUCAACUAAAACCCUGUGUGCCAUGUGUCCGUAACACUCUGCUUCUGACAAUUAAUGAUAUCUGCUAAUCUGAAAUGGACUUUAAUUGUUAUCAAUGUUUCUGAGUUUGAACUCAUCACAUUAUCUCCUGCCAUCCAGGAGGAGGUUUGGUAUUAUACAUAAUAAUCUCAUUUUCUGAAGGAAUGUUUGAAACUUAAAAGUCAAACAACUGUUUACAGAAGAAUGAUGAUUUGGAUUAAAAGUUUGUUUUUGGCUUUGCAAUGUUAAUAAAAAUAAGAGUGAAAAAAUAUUAUUUGGCAACCUUUCGGUUUUCUUUGUAUUGUGAGUUUUAAAAAAAAUAAAUUUGUGUUUGUUCAAGGUUCAUAAUUAUCAGCUGUACAUUACAUGUAAAACUUCUUGCCAUAUGGAAGUGUGCUUGAGCUGCCAUUCAGUUCUGUAUUUAUCCUAUGUUAGUUGUUAUUUAUUGUGGUUGAUAUGUGUUUUAUUCUUAAUCAAUAUUAGUACCAGUUAAAAAAAAAGAUUUUAUUAGAUUUUGUAUACUUCCAUAAUCCUUUUUUUUAAAUAUACAAAUCUAUGCUUUUGACUAACUCCCAAGUUGAAACUCCUGUUUUCACUUUUUUUCUUAAAUCAACAUUUUAUGAAUACUGAUUAUUCUAAUUGAGCUUUUAUUUUAACAUUGUUGAAUAAUCUGUUUGUAAAAGAUUUCCUUUGAGAUAGUAAAGAUUAUAGAGUGCAGCCAAAAAAAUAUUUUUUACUUGUCAAUGUUUUUUUUUUAUAUAAUUUUUGAAAAAAAUGUAUAUACGGUACUUUCUACUAAUAACUGUCAAGAAAAAUAAAAUAAAAAAGAUACUCA